Echinococcus granulosus is the source of this 702-nucleotide messenger RNA. RefSeq lists its product as hypothetical. NCBI's taxonomy places the organism in Eukaryota, Metazoa, Platyhelminthes, Cestoda, Cyclophyllidea, Taeniidae. The record is from RefSeq and is a predicted model, not a curated record. The transcript is spliced from 5 exons. The coding region runs from base 1 to 702 and encodes 233 amino acids.
AUGCAACGACUGGCUAUCAUCUUAAAUGCUAAAAAUCAAGUCCUUGCUGAAGCAUUAUGUGUUUUUUUUGCCUCUCAAAUGUGCAUUCAACCAUGCAUACAAGAUAAGAAAGCACAAAAUAAAAAGCAUUUUAUUAGAUUUUUAUUAACUACAAGCAGAAGUCAGUUGCUUAGCCUUAAAAAUCCUCCAAUGAUUAUUAACAUUAAAAACAAUUCCAAAUUGAACUAUUCGAGGUCGAUUUGCCUGCCAGGCUAUUGGUUGGUUAAUCCUCUUCAAGAAAGAGCACAUUUAAGCACAUGUACUCCUAAUUUCCCUGGAAAAUUCACAAUAUUAGUUUUACGUGAAACAGUAUUUGGGUGUUCUAUGCACGUCAAAUCGGAAAAUAAAGUCGAUAAAAUCAAUAAGUGGUUGAUUUUGGCAGGCUUCGGUGAACAACUGUCAAUAACCAACAUGGAUUUGGAUAAUCAAUUGAAGGAUCCAGCUAAUCAAAAGCAAUCCUUCCUUGGUAGCACAUAUGAUUUAAUGCAUGGCCAGAUUGCAUGUCAGACAAAUGUAGUUAUGGCCACCACUUACCUUGAAAAUACACAAAGACGCUUUUUUCCAGACUCCAAAGGAAUAAAAUGGAAAGUUUUUCCACCAGAAGUGCAUUGCUUGAAAGUUUUUAUUGGGUCCGAAGAAAUGAACAAAAAACAGUUUUUUUAG